GAGAUUAAUAGGGGAGGCGGGCUGCAAUAAUAAUCGUUUUGUUUGAUGUGACAACUCUGAUAGGCGUUGAUUUACUUACAAACUGAUAGGCUUUUAAUUGAGCGCCUCCGCCGAGCCAGAGAUGAAAGGGAAGCAGCGGUGAAAGGCGGCCCGCCUGCCCUCCGGCCUCAAUACUGAUUAGCCAUCUCGACAGUGAAUAGUUCAAGGCAUUUUCAAACUUUUUUCCUCGGCCCUCUUCCCUUCCGCCUUCUCUCUUCCACCUCCUCAAAUAUCUACAUGCCUACACCUUUUUUUUUUUCAGAGAAAACAAAUCAUGUCCUUUGUGUGCAAAUAAAAUCCGCAGGACAUCCAUGCCUACCACCUCAGAGGGUUGGAGGAAUUAGGCCUAGCCUGGAGUAAUUAAUAACCACACACACACACCUACAUAACUUGCGCGGCCUUCAGGGAUUUGGCCUCCCUUAAGAGGUGCGAGGGAUCGGAUGAUGGUGUUUCCCCAAAGCCAAUGGAACGCAGACCCCCUAAGCGCCCCCGUGCGCUCCGACCUGCAGAGCUGAGUUUUGAGCCAGGUAAACGCAGGCGGCCAACGGCUGGAGCUCUUGGAACACGGCGCAUACCCAUGAGCGCGUGUAAUCAUGCUGGAACAAGAGCCGUUCCAGCUUUCCACCCGACUCGAAGCGCUGGGGCGGCCUCCCCUGAAUUGUCCAGUGCACUGAGAAAACUACCAGAAUUGGAGGAAAGGGCUCACACUGAGGACGCCCCCGGCCUACACUCCAGCUACCCUUGCUUCAGUCCGCAGCGCCAGUUUUCGAUGUCCAGGCCUAAGCCAAGAGAGGCCAAAAUGGCAGACAGUCCAAGGACGAGCUUGCUAUGCUGGGACCACAGUAGUUGGCCAUAGGUGACACCUUCACAGCCACGCAAUCGGUGGCACAGUUGGGCACUAACACCCGCAGGCUACAAACGGCUUCAGACACAUUGCCUGGCAGAGAGUUUGGAGCUGCCACCCUAGUAAACUGUACUCGGGGACUCUUUAUCUCCAGGAAUUAAUCAGGCAGCCGUCACAAUCCUGCGUGUGAUCUUACCACGGUCUCAGACUUACCUUCCUCAAUUGUCGCAGGGUUACCACAAACCUUCCUGAGUGCAGGUGUUAGUAACACACACACACACACACACACACACACACACAAAACCAGCCCCAAGCACAAACCACCUCUUCUCUCCAAAUUAGCAUUAAUCGAGUUACCAGCUCAUUAACUUUGCCAACCUAACGAAUCAAGGAAUAAAAUCAAAACGGAGUAGAAGAAUACCUACGAGAAAAUUCUAAAACUCAUCCCCAUUCCAGAAAGUUCUCAUUACCCGCAUGGAGUGAGAGACAAAAAAAAAAAAAAAUACAGAAAGAAAAAAGAGACUGGGGUGGUGGGAGAGGAAUGGGCUACCAAGCCAAAGGGAAGGGAAGUCCCCAACCAGACCCCUGCAAGUACCCGGUUCAGAUCAGAGACAGCGAUAGUGGGAAACCGGUCUCCAAGCUCGGCCCCCGCCCCUGUGCCGGGGCGCAGAUCCGCUCCCCGCUCCCAGCGCUCCUAGCCCCACCAUUUAUCAAAAGGACUUGACAACAAAAGAAGAGCUCUUCGGAAAAGUGGGGUGGGAGGAGGGGAAAUUCAAAGUCUCUCAAGUCCGAGGAAGGGGGUGUGUCCUCCGCUCACCCCCUUCUACUUCAGCGAGUUUCUGGAGGUGACCCUCGAAAUGGCUCCGGACGUCACGGAAGUUCAGAGUAUUCGCCCAGCGGCACUGGAGUGCGUACACUCUGUGCACCUAGAUCCAGGUACAAGGCGGCACGCACAGCGCCUCCCUCUUCUUUCCAAACAACCGGAGCGACGGCACAAAUAGAGGGGAACGCAGCAGUCCCGCUGCGCUUCCCUGGAAGAACCGGUUCUCACAGGCAGCCGCCCCUCCCUCUCGCUCUCCCGGCUCAGGUCAGUCCUGUCUGGACGAUCCACUUUAUUUGGUCGGGCCACUCCGGGUAAUUCCAGGCCUGGCUUCCAGAACUGUCGGGAUGGCGCGUGGAGGGUAGUGGAGAAGGACCAGGGAGAGGAAAGAGCGAGCCUGAGACCUGUUUGCCUAUGCACAUGGCCAGGCCUCUUCUCUGGAGUUUUUCAUCCCUCGUUACGAACCCGGGUCACAGAAUUAAGGAGGGUUACCCCGCCAGUAACUUCCAGGACUCGGGCUACUUUGGUGGCGUGGCUCUUUGGAAAGAAGUUCCUGAGUUGGGAGUAGGGACACUACUGAGGGCGGCAGCCGGACAUCCUCAAGUUACACGCCUGGGAGGGAUUAUCCCAGAGAGGCAAAAAUCCUCCCGUGUUAGGCGUCUUCUCCGCCGCUGUUCUUAGAUACCAAGCAGUCCCCGAACUCUGCUACCCAAAGCAGAUUUGGGGUGCUUUGAUUUACCAAAGCACCCCAAGGUGUCUGUCUCUCCAACACGGGGAGGGAAGGCGCACACUCCAGGCCGGUGCGUCCUGGGUGCACCUGCGCACUUAACUCUCACUAUUUCAUUUUCCUGACGGUGGGCGCCUCUUCCCCCUACACAGACACACAGACACACAGACACACACACACACACACACACACACACACCCCAGGAGGCUGCUCCUCUAUCACCCUCCUUUAGUUCCUUCUCGGUCUCUUCCUUCCUCUGCCUCACUCUCAGUCUCUCUUUUUCUCUUCAAGUCUCACCCGCCUUGUAAUCAGCAACAAAAGCUGACAUAAAUCACGGGCAGAUUGACAAGAGCUGACAAAUAACUGAUUGAUUGCGGUCGAGGCACAUUGACAAUUGAUGGAGGGGUGGGGAUGCCCAGAGAAACGGGGGGGUGGGGUGGGGGGAAGAGAGGGUAGCAAAGGAGAGCAAGAAUGGGGGGGGGGGCUGAGUGUGAAACAGGGGAAACAUGUGACCCCCGCUUCUGCCCCAAUCUGCGCGUCCUCGGGUGUCACGUGAUCAAGAAAGGCGGAGAGCCCAGCGCACGUCGCCUGGACGAGCAGCCACCCCCUCCGUUGCCCUUCUAGCUUCUGGUUUCUCUGCUGCGGAACUUCAGGAAAUCCAAGCGGACGGGCACACUUCCUCCGGCAUUGGCUUUCCUUUCCCGGGUGGCCGCGCCACGCGAGAUCUCAAUUACUGAAAUUGAAAAAAAAUUGGUGUGCGGAUACCCACGCAUCCCUGGAGUCGACCGUUCAGUUGGUAUCCACACUUCCGCCUGUGCUUCUUCUCAACACCCGCCCGAAGUCUGUUGAACAUACGCAGCCCCUUCCUCCAAAGGUUUCAGUUUGUUUUCCAGCUGGGAAAACGAAGAACGACGAGGACGAAAAAGAAGAAAGGCGGUAGAUGGCAAACGUAGAAUAAAUGUCCAUCUCGUCCGGGUAGCGAAAUCGAGGGAGGGGACAAGCCGAGGGGCGGCGAAGUGGGAGCUGCCCAUUAAAACCAGCACUGAGAAUCCUGGCGGCGGCGGCGACGGCGGCGCGGGACGCGUCACAUCCCCUUGACCCUCCAAUCACCUCAGGCUCCCAUUUGAUUGGAAGGCGGCAAAGGCUUUAAUCUCCCCCUUGUUGCAGCUGCUUUUGAAGUGAGUUUCCUCGCCAGAGCCCCGACUGGACAGGCAGCAGCUCACAUUGCGGAGCGCAGCGCCGGCUCGGGGACGGGAGAGCGUAGCGCAGGGCACAGCCCUAGGCAGACACCGCGCACUGCGGGGCACUCCCGCACUCCACCCGGCUCCUCCUGCCCCGCUACAGCUCCCUUGCGGGCCACUCAGGAUUAUUCUCUUCUGGCUCCAGGCUCCGAGAAGGCACGCGGGGCACCCGCGUCCGCCGAGCCAGCUCCUCAUCCAGCCGCUCCCGCACCCCGGGCGAGCGCGCAACCCCGAGCCCGCCCCGUGCGUCCCGGAGCCCUCCCCCCGCUGCUCCCAUGCGCGCGGGUGGGUCAUGAGCACAGCGCCCUCGCUUUCUGCCCUAAGAAGCAGUAAGCACAGCGGCGGAGGAGGCAGUAGUGGCAGUGCGGACCCUGCCUGGACCAGCGCGCUCUCUGGAAAUUGCUCCGGCCACGGCUCAGGCUCGUCCCCGGCCGGCAGCACCAAGCCUUUUGUGCACGCCGUGCCCCCUUCUGAUCCCCUGCGACAGGCUAACCGCCUGCCCAUCAAGGUGCUGAAGAUGCUGACGGCACGGACUGGCCACAUUUUGCACCCAGAGUAUCUGCAACCCCUGCCUUCCACACCCGUCAGCCCCAUCGAGCUGGACGCCAAGAAGAGCCCACUGGCGCUGCUGGCACAAACAUGUUCGCAGAUAGGAAAGCCCGACCCCUCGCCCUCUUCCAAACUCUCUUCGGUCGCCUCCAAUGGGGGCGGCACGGGUGGUGCAGGCGGCGGAACUGGGGGCGACAAGGACGCCAAGUCGGGCCCCCUGAAACUGAGCGACAUCGGCGUGGAAGACAAGUCGAGUUUCAAGCCUUACUCCAAGCCUGGCUCCGAUAAGAAGGAGCCUGGAGGCGGCGGCGGAGGUGGCGGUGGCGGCGGCGGCGGGGGUGUUUCUGCGGAGAAGUCGGGAUUCCGGGUACCGAGCGCCACCUGCCAGCCGUUUACGCCCAGGACAGGCAGUCCCAGCUCCAGCACCUCGGCCUGUUCGCCGGGAGGCAUGCUGCCCUCCGCCGGGGGCGGCCCAGAGGGCAAGGACGACAAGAAAGAUCCCGAAGCUGGCGGCGGUGGCAGCAGCAAGGGCGCCGGGGGCUCCUCGGCGGACGGGGUACCUGCGGGACUGGCACACGGGCGGAUUAGCUGCGGCGGCGGAAUUAACGUGGAUGUGAACCAGCACUCGGACGGGGGUCCAGGGGGCAAGGCUCUAGGCUCGGACUGCGGCGGCUCUUCCGGCUCCACCUCGGGUUCUGGCCCCAGCGCGCCCACCUCGUCGUCGGUGUUGGGCUCCGGGUUGGUAGCUCCCGUGUCUCCCUACAAACCGGGCCAGACAGUGUUCCCUCUACCCCCCGCGGGCAUGACCUACCCGGGCAGCCUGGCUGGGGCCUAUGCUGGCUACCCGCCCCAGUUCCUGCCCCACGGCGUGGCACUUGACCCCACCAAGCCUGGCAGCCUGGUAGGGGCUCAGCUGGCGGCGGCUGCGGCCGGCUCUCUUGGCUGCAGUAAGCCAGCCGGUUCCAGUCCCCUGGCCGGGGCGUCGCCGCCGUCCGUGAUGACAGCCAGUUUGUGCCGGGACCCAUACUGCCUCAGCUACCACUGCGCCAGCCACCUGGCCGGAGCUGCGGCCGCCAGCGCCUCAUGCGCGCACGAUCCGGCCGCUGCAGCCGCGGCGCUCAAAUCGGGAUACCCGCUGGUGUACCCCACGCACCCACUGCACGGUGUGCACUCCUCGCUGACCGCUGCUGCAGCUGCGGGCGCCACGCCACCCUCCCUGGCCGGCCACCCCCUCUACCCCUAUGGUUUCAUGCUCCCUAACGACCCGCUCCCCCACAUCUGCAACUGGGUGUCAGCUAAUGGGCCGUGCGACAAGCGCUUCGCCACGUCGGAAGAGCUGCUGAGCCACUUGCGGACCCAUACGGCCUUUCCUGGGACAGACAAACUGCUGUCUGGCUACCCCAGUUCUUCGUCUCUCGCCAGCGCCGCCGCAGCAGCCAUGGCUUGUCACAUGCAUAUCCCCACAUCGGGCGCACCAGGCAGCCCGGGGACCCUGGCGCUGCGCAGCCCCCACCAUGCACUGGGACUCAGCAGCCGCUACCACCCGUAUUCCAAGAGCCCGCUCCCCACGCCUGGUGCCCCAGUGCCGGUACCCGCUGCCACCGGACCCUACUACUCCCCCUACGCCCUCUACGGACAGAGACUGACCACUGCCUCCGCACUGGGGUAUCAGUGAGGGUGACCCUGGGGAAUCUGGAGGGAGAAAAAGGAGCUGGGGUGAGGGGAGGAGUCGAGGGAGGGGCAGGAGCCGGACGAGGUUCCUGACUCAGGCUGGAGCGGAAGACCCGGGCUAUGGAAGCGAAAAGAAAGCCUAAAUCUUACCUAUCCACCAACAACAGCCAGCGAAUGAGCCUGGAUGGGAAACCCUUCUCCUCCGCCCCUAGCUCCUCCACCCAAACUUUAUAAAAGUUGAAAAAAAUCGUUUGACUUUUUAUAGAAAAAGAAGGAAAAAUAAUUGAGAAAGUGUUCAUCUGAAGAUUUCGCCGGUGAACGUUGGUAUUUAUUUAUGUUAGCUCCAAGCGGACCCAUGGUUCAAAAGUGCAUUAUUUAGUUUGAGCUCCGUAGGUUAAAAGGAGGAGGGGGAAAAAAUUAAAACUCGAGGGUAAAUAUGUGGAAAACAAACCCUCCCAUCCCUUGUAGAGUAUAAAUAAAAACAAAACCGCUA
Molecule: messenger RNA, 6384 nt
Organism: Microtus ochrogaster (prairie vole)
Lineage: Eukaryota; Metazoa; Chordata; Mammalia; Rodentia; Cricetidae
Source: RefSeq, a predicted model, not a curated record